AUGAAAUUUCUUCUGCUCGCUGUUGGAUUGGCCCUCAUUGGUGCCAUCCAGGCCAUUGAAAACAUCUCCUCCAAGAAAGAUUUAGUGGUUGAAAAGAUUGUAGGGCGAUGGUAUCUCAGACAAGAAGUAAAGGCCAUGGACUUCCCAAUUCCCUUGUUGGACAUGGACAUUAAGGAAGUGAACCUUACUCCUGAAGGCAAUCUGGAACUGGAUGUGUUAGAAAAGACUGACAAGUGUGUUGAGAAGAAGUUUCUUGCAAAGAAAACUGCAAAAUCCGCUGAAUUUGAGAUCAACAUUCCCUCAGUGUCUUCCUUGUAUACAUUCUCUGUGAUGGAAACUGAUUAUGACAACUACAUCCUCUUUUGCUUGAGGAACAUUGAUUCCCGGGAGAAAAUGGCAUGUGCCCACUAUGUCAGAAGAAUAGAGGAGGACAACAAAGGCAUGGAAGAAUUCAAGAAAAUUCUCAGGACUUUGACCAUGCCCUAUACAGUGCUUGAAGUCCGUACAAAAGCCUUCUACAUUUAUGAGAUUUCAGCAUGUGGAGAUCCCUAUGAUGAUGUGGUAAAGACUUUCCCCUAUUUCUUGGGAUCUAAAGGGGCCAAGUUUGUAAUACAAUUCUCCAUGUCCUCAUUGCCUGUCUGGAGGACUUAA
This is a messenger RNA of Dromiciops gliroides (monito del monte), 651 nucleotides long. Its product is annotated as beta-lactoglobulin-like. The coding region runs from base 1 to 651 and encodes 216 amino acids. NCBI's taxonomy places the organism in Eukaryota, Metazoa, Chordata, Mammalia, Microbiotheria, Microbiotheriidae. The record is from RefSeq and is a predicted model, not a curated record. The transcript is spliced from 6 exons. Gene Ontology annotation, molecular function: small molecule binding.